Messenger RNA from Neurospora tetraspora, 264 nucleotides. RefSeq lists its product as uncharacterized. The transcript has 2 exons. The record is from RefSeq and is a predicted model, not a curated record. Lineage: Eukaryota; Fungi; Ascomycota; Sordariomycetes; Sordariales; Sordariaceae. The coding region runs from base 1 to 264 and encodes 87 amino acids.
AUGUGCCGCGUCGGUUACACAUACAAGUACUGCCUCAACGGCGACCGAUGCCAUUCCAACCGCGGCUGGCGCAGCCGCAACGGCGAACUUUAUCCCGUCGGCAGGUAUUUUGAGCGCGCAGAGCGCGUCUUCAGCCGCCCUCGCUGUAACCGCUCUGAUUGGCGUCACGACACCUACCUCGACGGGAGGACCAGCGACGAGUACUAUUCGUCGUGUCUGGCGGCAGGAGAGACGAGUGGAGAUAGGUGGUACUACCACAGGUAG